Molecule: messenger RNA, 3063 nt
Organism: Botrytis porri
Lineage: Eukaryota; Fungi; Ascomycota; Leotiomycetes; Helotiales; Sclerotiniaceae
Exons: 5
Coding region: 1-3063 (1020 amino acids)
Source: RefSeq, a predicted model, not a curated record
AUGAGUGCUCAAGUCAUUUGCUAUCCGCUUCUGGGUCAGACCACAGUGAUUGCUGAAAAAGAGGUUAACGUCACAGUUGCGCUGUUUCCGCAUAACGAUGAAGAAACCAACUGGGAAGUAGCAUUAUGGUAUGGCUCGAAGGAUAUGAGCUGGAAACAGCUUGAUCUCACCCGAAGUGAUGAUAAUAUACCAAUACUUGCUGCAAACCCUAAGAAAUCAGUUUUGUUCUUCUCAAACACUAUGAAACAGCAAUCAUUGAAAGAACAACAAAUUUGUUAUACUAUCAAGUACAGAAGAACUGUUGAUUCAACCUGGAAGUGGGUGAAUGAUGAUCCCAAUCCGGUCGGUGAUGCAGAAAUUAUUUUCCAGAAAUCAUCAACUACUUUCCCGGUGUCUUCCAUUGAGGAAUAUAUCUCCAACUUGUCAGGUGAUUUUCACGUCAAGUAUCACGGACAGCAUGAAGCAUCUGAUUCGCCUGUAUGGACUUUGUCGUGUCCGAUAUCUGCUUCUGUCGCUUUGGCUACCAAGCUAAGCCUUCAAAGAAUCACCAUUGGAUUCCCAAAGGAUAUAGUCCAAUAUUUUGCACUCGUCAAACGAAUGAAUUUUUGGCUAGUACCACGUCAUGGAGGAUCCAGAUUCGACUUGGGCGAAGAUGAUUGUCAAUUCUACACAGGAGAUGCGGAACCGAAAGCGAUUCUGGUAUCCUUUCUAAGAAGUGAUGGGAUGAAUUUCGUGAUGCUUGCGUUGAGUAUGGAAGGUGUUGUAAUGACGCUCACAUCUGAUGAGAAUGGGAGCAUUACUUUUAUAAGAAAGAACGAGAAUGAAGAGACAAGAGAUGGAAUUGUGAUUUGUGCCGUGGGCAAAACUGUAGAGGAGGGUAUCACGGCUGCAAUGGACCAUGCGAAAAUGGUUGUCCGGCAAGGCUUAAACACAGAGCCCAUUACCGGCGGAAAACUCGAGGAAAUUACAGAUCCAAAAGACAAGAGAAAUUUCCACGAUGAGCUAGUAUAUUGUACAUGGAAUUCUCUCGGGCCCGCCUUAACAUCCACUACUCUCUUUGCCGCACUUGAUGAUCUGGGCUCAUCCUCAAUCUACCCAUCUACACUCAUAAUAGACGAUGGGUGGCAAUCCAUAACGUCAUUCGGCUCCGAAACCUUCCCAAACCAACAUCGUUGGUCAAGAUUCGAAGCUUCAUUAACAUCCUUCCCAGAAGGUCUUACCAAUCUCGCACUACGGAUUAGGAAAUCUCAUCCCUGGAUCAAAAACAUUGGAGUUUGGCACGGCAUCUUUGGCUAUUGGGGAGGUAUUGAUCCUGAGAGUGAGAUUGGAAGGGAAUAUAGAUUACGAUGGGUAGAAAUCAAUAAUUCGCGACGCAGUGGAAUGUGGGUUAUCGAUGCUUGCGAUGUGAAGAGAUUCUAUGAUGAUUUUUAUUCAUUUCUGGUCAGCUGUGGUAUAAACACAGUCAAGCUAGACACUCAAGGAUUAUUAGGUGAUCUCAAAAGUGCCAAAGAUAGAAGAGAAUUAAUACCAGCCUAUCAAAACGCAAUCCACGCAUCACUACUUUCUCAUUUCGAAGAAAGAGUAAUAUCAUGCAUGUCUCAAUAUCCUACUAAUAUUUUCUCCCCUCAAAUAUUACUCUCUUCAUCUACCCAUCCCGCCAAUAAAAUAGCCAUGCGCAAUUCCGAUGAUUUCUGGCCCAACGAUCCUGCUACUCAUGCUUGGCACAUCCACACCAACUCCCACACCUCCCACCUAACCACCCAUCUCGAAAACGUCAUCCCAGAUUGGGAUAUGUUCCAAACCUCCUCCCAAACUCCCCACUACUCCUCCUACCACGCCGCCGCGCGCUCUCUCUCUGGCGGUCUCCUAUCUAUAACCGAUACGCCCUCUCACCACGAUUCCUCUAUCAUUUCCCGCCUUUCCUGCAACCCCUUCAAAUCCCCAUCCUCACCCUCAUCUCCUCCCAUCAUCCUACGUACCAACCCCACAAAAUCUACAUCUGUAUACCCUAGCUCGCACUCCCGUCGCAUAUUAAAACUGCACACUUCAACUAUCAAAACGGAUAUAAAAGUCCUCGGGUUAUUCAACACUUUUUCUUCCGGUUCCGUCACCGAGAUGAUCGGACUUGAGGAGUUUUUUCCUCUUUCCGAUUCUUCUUUUUACAAAGAGAAGGACACCACUGGAGAGAAUCGAGAAAUCCAAGAAAAAGAGAAACAAUACAUCCUGCACAGUUCCUCAAACAAUAAUCUCUCUCCGCCCAUUUCCCUACAUUCACGCGGAACAAGCGGAGGUAAAUGCUUAGUCACCUUACCCGAGUCUGGAUGGGAAAUCCUCACCGCGUGUCGUGUAUAUACUAUUCCACUACCUCCCGCGCCAUCUCUAUCUCCAUCUCCAUCCCCCUUUUCCAAUCCUGACGCCAAUCUCAACUCCACCCCCAAUAUACCACAACAAACACGCACAAAACCCCAUCCCCAACCCAACACCACUCCCACAAUCAACCUCGUCAUCCUCGGUCUCCUCAAUAAAUUCGUCGGCGCGGCUGCGAUUCUCAAGAGUUCUUUUUCUAUUUCUUCUUCCUCCUCUUCGCCUUCACCUUCACCAUCAAAUUCAACCUCAACCUCAAACCCAGCCCCAAACCCAAACCCAAACCCAACCUCACCCCCCUCCUCACCCCCCCUCCACCUCCUCAACAUCCACAUCCAACUAAAAGGUACCGGAAUCCUAGCUCUAUACAUCUCCUCUCCCUCUUCCCCCACCCCACAAAUCUCAACCCUCCACAUUUCCCACCACAACAUCUCACAUCUCCUCGCGCACCAUUCAAAAAUCGAGUAUUUACCUCUCACGCGCGGGUUUCUGGUUUCGAUAGAUUUACCUUCUAUUGUGGACGGGGAUUGGAGUUUUGAUAUGGGGAGGAAGAGGAGGAGUAAGGGUAUGGAUAUGGGGAUGGGAGGUAGGGGGAAAGUUAUGAAAGAUAAGGGGGAGUGCGGGGAUUCGUUUGUCUAUGAUGGGGAUGGGGAUACUGAGGAAGAGGGGGUAGUGGUUGAUAUUGGGAUUUUGGUGUAA